GUCUGCGAGUGUUAACGUGCGCGUACGCAAGACAAUUGUUGAGCAUUCGAAAGCGUUUGUUCGCUUCAGUUGGAGUGUUGAUGCCGCAAAGUGAGUUUUCGGCAAGUCAAGUAGCCAAGCGGUGGCAAGUUGUGUUUUCUAAUAACUUGUAUGAUAAUUUAGUGCUAACAAAUAAAAAAUAUAACAUAAAAAAAUAACUAAGUUUAUUUGUUUAUGAUUUUUUUGUAUAAAAAAAAUUAUUAAAAAAUAAAAUUAAAAAAAAAUAAUAAAUUUGGUGCUUUCCAAUAAAAAAAAAGGUGCACGCAUAUUUUUCCACCCGUUACGAGUGUUGAUACCCCAAUCAAUUAAACAAAAAGUGCAAAUUGCAACAACUGCGCAAACUGCCAAGUUACACACUCAAACAGCAAUAACAACAACAUAUUGUAACCGGCUAAGCUGGCAUUCAACGUGCCCAUCGGCCACUGCGGCAGCCACGCCAACCAAUGUAACGCCAAGUCUCAGACCUGCCAGUCCAGCUACUUCGCGCCGUAAACCCCGCCGCCGCCGCAGUUAGUGCUAAAAUACGUGUGUGCUGUUGCGGUUGCAACAAAAGAAAAAAACAAAUAAAUGCAAUAAAUACAAAAUAAAUGGAAAAUGUUGCAAAACUUCCAUUAAACGAGUUUGACACAUAAACACAUGCAACACGGCCUUACAAGUGUAUAUGUGUAUGUGUGUUGUUGCUGUGUGUCUGUAUUUGUUUUUGUGUCCGCGCUCCGGAAAAACCUGUUGCACUCGGUGCUGCAUUCACACGCUCCGUGGCCAUCACAAACGGAGUGCAUUCAUUCUAUUGCAGUGUGUGUUGCAUGCAACAAAAAAUGUCCCGCUGUUGAAUUGCAUGUGGAAUGAACGAAAUAUAUUAUUGCAGCGAGCCACUAGAAUAGAAGGCACUAAAUAAUAGCAUUGCUAACUUAAGCUCUUGAAACUAACAUCUAGUAACAUAAAACACAAAAGAAAAGCGAAAAAAUAAAUUCGUUGCAAUUUCACCAUCAAAAUGCAGGACAUACGUUUGCGCGUCGAACAGCCCAUGUCGCGUGUGUCACCCACACAGACGCGUCGACCCAUACACCUACUGCCACAAAUAAGCUUAAGUUGCAAUGAACCGCCUUUGGAAGCGCACCUGCAGCCCAGUCAACAUGCAGUGCCGCGUUCACCGAGCUCCGAGGAGGAUAACUCACCCACAGAAAUGAAUAAUUGCCGGCGUAUGGCGGAUAAGCCACCUUUGGUCAAACGACUCACAAUGGGCAUGGGUCUGCUGCGCGGUACCGAAGACAGUCGUCCCCUGGUGCACACAGCCUCAUCUUCACUCAAUUCCGGCUCAUCACAAACCAUCUCCGACGGCUAUGUGAACGAAGCCAUUUGCGAACCAGAGAAAAUGAUAACCAACAAAUUCGGCGACUCCUGUCGGCAGUCGUUGACCGCGCUGCCUACGCUGGAAGCGGCGCAUAUAGGCUUGCAGGAACACACCGAAUUUAGCUAUAAGAAAAAGUAUCUGCGUGAAACGUGUAGUGCCAACUCCAGUCCAAAGAUGUUUGCGCCCAGCGCGCCGCUACGGCUCGACAAUCUCAGCUUGGCGGAGCAGCAUGAACUGAAGGGCGCCGCCUGGUUUCAAGCCGGCAUUCCGCGUGAGAUCUCAUUGGAGGUGCUGUCGCGUCAGAGCCCUGGCGCCUUCCUGGUGCGACAGAGUAGCACCAAACCCGGCUGUUUUGCAUUAUCACUGCGCGUGCCACCGCCCGCGCCCAAAGUGGCACACUACCUGAUACUGCGUACACCGCGUGGCUACAAAAUCAAGGGCUUCACCAAGGAGUUCACCUCGUUGCGCGCGCUCAUUACACAUCAUUCGGUAAUGCCCGAGCUGUUGCCUGUGCCACUGGCAUUACCACGGCCGACGAAUAUGGGCGCAGGCGCACCGGGUAGUCGACAUGGCUCACGAGGCAGUGAAUUGGAUGGCUGUGAUGAUUUCGAUACUUAUGGAUCGCUAAAUGAUUUUCGCAAAAUGAUGGCCGAUUUGAAUGUAUGACUUUUGAGUGAGACAAUGAGCGGGGACAACGGACUGACGGCGCCAAGUAGGCAAGGCGAUACAGCAGCAACGGCAACAACUACUGCAACACCAGCAAGUUGACCUCGAAUCAGCUGUCUGCGGCGCUGGUGGUGUGGACGAGGUUGAGGAAUUUAGGUGUAAAACAACCAAUAAAGCAACAACAACAACACAAUAUUAAACUGCAGCAAUAAGAAAAGCAGUCACAAACAGCAACAAAGCAUAUGCCACCGCACACAUUGUCGUUUGUGGCAACAACGCAGUGGCCGGCUAAAGUAGUCGUGUUGCAAGCGUUGCAAGAUUUGAUAUAUCAUCGACGCAAUGCGAAUGUUAACGAGCCAUCAUCAAGAGAACAUGCAACGUGUAAUACAAAAACAACAACAAUUACAAGCAACAUGUAAUACAAAAACAAUAACAACAACAAAGGCGUAAUUUACAACCACAGCGCAGAGUUAGAGUUACAGCACUAUUCAAUCAGCAGACCUAAGAACAACAAGAACAACUAUAAAAUCGAAUACAACAACAACAACAUUUAUUACGAAUACCAUCUGCUUUACACCGAUGGCAUUGACAGUGACCAUGACAGUGAUACUAUCAACUUGCCUGCCACACACGAGCCUCUUCCUGCAACAACCAUAUAAAGUGUACCGGCAACAACAGCAACCUGUGGCACAACCGCAUAGGUAACAUCCACCCAGAACAGUCAAAGUGCUGUUUAAUUAAUUAACACCGACAAGCGAUACACCAGCAGCAGCAGCAGACACCAGCCAGGCAGCCGAAUGUCGGACGACAAACGAAAUCUAGGCUGCACAAAUCAGCCAACUUGCUCCCACUCAUGCGUCGCAUGCACUGCUGUCUGCUGUUGUCCACUCUCCGCCACCGGCCGGGCCUUUAGUCUCGAUGACUUGUUGAAAUUCUAGCAAAAUGCAGAGUUUACGGCAAAUAGCUGCAUAACUGCAGUCGUCAGCAUUGUCUAUGCGAAUGUGUGUGUGUGUGUGUGUGUGUGUAACUUUAGUGACUACUGUUGAUUAAGCUCAGUAAUUAUUUUAAUUGGGCAACAUAUUCAAUGAAAUUGCUGGCAGACAUUGCUGGCUAAUGAAAAUCACAGAAUCACAGAAGAUUUACGGCCCACAAACGAAUCGCCAGCUAUGCGAGUAAUACCUACGUAAAUUUAUUAGUUAGUGCGUGUAAGCAAGGUUAAACCCAAAAUAUUUAGUUGAGCUUUAUGUGAAGAUUUUUGGCUGCUUGGAAGUGGCUUAGUAAUUUAACAAAGCCAAGCAGUAAUUGAUUUAUUGCCUUUAAGUGAAGUUGUAAGUUUGUAUGCAUUUGUGUAUGUAUUGCCUCUCAAAGGAACGGUACUUAGCGAGAAUGCCAGACAAGUUGAAUAGCAAUACAAAUCUUCAAGCAUUAGAGGUGGUACCACUAAGACGUCUAAACCACAUGUCUCAUGCGUAAACUAAGUAUUUGGAAGAUUGCAAAAUAUAUAACGGUUAAUGACUGCAUUGGAGAUAGUUUUUUACACAGACACCUGGCUGAAAUUUAAGUUAAAGCUUUCAAAUAUUUUCAUUAGUCCGUAAAAUGUGUUUAGGGUUUGGAAUAUGCUCUUUAAUUUAUACAAAUAUGAGUUGAGAGUCUUCUUCUUUAUUGGCGUAGACACCGCUUACACGAUUAUAACCGAGUUUACAACAGCGCGCCAGUCGUUCUUCCUUUUCGCUGCGUUGCACGAAGAGUUUACAUGCACUAAAUUUCUGUCCAGGGGUUUUCUUUUGAGGACUGAAAACAGAAAAAUUCUCUAAAGCCCAUUCACAGAAAAUAUAGUGAGGUUCGUAUGCUUCCAGUUAAGUAACAUAAUAAACUCCUCUCCAAGCAGUUUCUGCUGUGCUCAUUUCGUAGAAACCCUACUUGCUUUCUUGACAAACCCUGCUUGCUUUUCUAACAAAACCACCUCCUAGAAACAUCAAAAGGUAUUUCCUUAAUUUCGUCGACGAUAUAAGACAGUGCACCGACUGGACUUCAGAUGCAACUAACUUCAGACAUGCACUCACCGUCACACACAGUGAAUCUAUAGACACCUUCACCGACUCCCUCUCAUUAAAUGUCGUACUUGGACUCAAACCGCUACCCACAUACCAAAUAUAUGUCCAGCAAGCAACGAGUCUCCGCAUGACUCUAACCAUCUCUUUGCAUACCCAGCUAACCGUACACAUCUGACACGCCUCUCCCUAUGGCCCGAUCCCAUCGAAACAACACGUUUCCUAAGCCUACCGUUGGAUGAUCUCAAUGACAACUUACAUAUCUGAACUUUACCACCCUAACGGGGACUAAAAAGCCGUUACAACAACAACAGCUAUACAGUGAAUCUGGAACAAAUUCGAAAUACUAUAUUAUGUGCUUGUGAGCCUACUCAACUUUCCGAAAACUUUCACAUAAUAGCAUGAAAUAUGUAUGUAUGUACAUAUAUACAGAUCUUUACAUACAUUUACAUUAUAAGUAAGAACACAAAAUAACACGUGUAACCUUUUUUCUCAACAAAUUAGUUAAUCAGUUUAAAUUAUUUUAAUAUAUUUUAACAAAUUUCAUUAACAGCCUCUGCCAUAACAUUAAAUUCAAGUUACGAGAAGAAAAUGUUAAAGAAUUAAAUGCUAAUUAACAUUAUCUGUAUCAAUUUCACUGUUGUUAACACCGCUGCAUAUUAGCAGUUGCAUGCAGACUGCAAAGCCAAACGAAAAGCGAAAACAGACAAUAUACAUAUAAAUACACACGCAUACAUACAUAUAUGACCAUAGUAAGCACAUGCACACAUAUAAAAUGAGAUUCCUUAUUUUCAGUUUUUGUUCUUCAAUACUGUGACUUACCUCCUCAACUUUUGCGAAGCACUUGCACUUGAACUAUGCAAAAUGUAAGCGCUACGCCUCAGCUGGACACACAAUUUAAGAAUCAUCAGAUACUUUCUAGCACAUUCGCCUGCGGUGCACAUACAAUCGAAUACACUCACUUUUUUAUUCACAAAAUCAAGCUGCUUGUAUAAUAAAUACAGCCGGCAAUAAAUGUUAAUUAACACACGUUUAAAAAUGCGCACAACUUUUGAUAUAUUAAAACAUUACUAAUUUCUACUUAAAAUUAUUGCAUUAUAUUAUAAAUUCUAUUUUUACUUUCAUUACUUCAAAAUGUCACAAUUUUACACUCCCGAGACGGAAACUGACAGCUAGCGGAAGCCUUGCCGGGCGUUGCUGAAUAUGCACAGAGUGUCAAGUAGUUUAAGACACUAAUUUUCAGCUAACGUUAGCAUGCUGCUGUAAAAAUUGAAAAAUGAAAUAUAAAUUAGCGAAAGCACAAAUACUUCACAUACAUUAUUAGCUAUGAAAAAACGUUUAAGAUUGCUCAAGUAAUUAAUUGAAUUUUAUGGCAUAUUAUUUUAUUAUGCAUACACAUUAAUUUAGAAUAGUUAAAAAACAACAACUUUUGUUUAUCUAUAAAUUUUAGUUUUUGUUUAAUUUUAUUAAAUAAAAGAAAUUAUUCAAUAUGUUUUAAAUAAUUAUGCAUAUGGAAAUAAUUGAAUCGCAUGUGCACCCUGUACUCAGCAAACAAACGUCAUCUCAACCGCCUCCGUUAGUUUCCGUUUGCGCUACUUCAACAGUUUUCACUCUAAUUCGUAAUUGCAGUUCAAAAUUGUGAAUUUCGCAUUAAAUAUUGUGGUGAUUGAGUUAUUUUAAGCGUAAAUAUAUAGUAAAAAGUAUUGUGCUUCGAAAAUAAGUAAAAGUUUCCGCCAGGCUAUGUUUUUAAGUGUUUAUUUUUUGUGAGAAAAAAUCAGCUAAAGUGGAGUGCGCUAUACGCCGCCACAGAGCAAAUUAAUUGUGGUUAUGAAUGUGAAAUUGUAUAAAAGUUCUCUGCCGGGCUAUAUUUUUAUUUGUGAAAAAAUCAGUUAAAUCUAAUAAUCAAGAGAAAAUGCAAAUUCAAGUAUUAUAUUCCAGUUCAAGGUAAGUCUCAUUGGAAGCACUUUUAUAGGUUAUUAGCUAAGACUUAGUGCGAUGAGCAAUGAGCGCGGCGCUAGGGCUGCGAAUUAGCAAUAACGUUAGCUUGUGAGUUUAUUGUUUUACAAGUACAUUUGUACAUACAUACAUUCUUGCAUACUUACAUACAUAUAAACAUACAUUUUCGUUGCAUUUUCUGCCAAAUAUUUUUCAAAAUAUGAAACUGUUAAUUUUUCACCAUAAAUUAUUUCGGAAAAUUCAGGUGGACAGUAGCCAAAAA
Molecule: messenger RNA, 6325 nt
Organism: Bactrocera neohumeralis
Lineage: Eukaryota; Metazoa; Arthropoda; Insecta; Diptera; Tephritidae
Gene: Egfrap
Product: EGFR adapter protein
Exons: 6
Coding region: 1031-2056 (341 amino acids)
Source: RefSeq, a predicted model, not a curated record